Danio rerio (zebrafish) is the source of this 2820-nucleotide messenger RNA. The record is from RefSeq and is a predicted model, not a curated record. Lineage: Eukaryota; Metazoa; Chordata; Actinopteri; Cypriniformes; Danionidae.
AACGUGAAUUCAGCAGGAGGAGGGACCGACAGAGCCUUUGGGUGGUCAUGCAGAGGAGUUGAUCUGCUUCAUGUGUCUGUAGUUCAGAAAGAAGGACACAUGCGUGGAAGCCUGCAGCCUUCGUGAUGUAAAAAGUGAAAGUUUUAAUGGUGCAGACGAGUUUCCAUUGAUGCCUAAGGCAACGAUCUCAUCGUCCUUUUCGCAUCUAGGCACAGCCACAUGCAGCUGGCACUGUGAAGUGGUUAUUACACAGCCUAUAACUCCGAGAAACAUGGAACUUUUCUGUCUGGAAAAGGACACAGUCGUGCGAGCUCAGAAAGAUCCCAACAUCUUCUGCGAUGAACGAGUAUUGCAAAGUCUUCUAACAGUGGAAGACAGAUACGUUCCGCAGGGACCUUAUUUUAAAUGUGUCCAGAAGGAUAUUCAACCUUUUAUGAGGAAAAUGGUUGCGACGUGGAUGCUGGAGGUGUGUGAAGAGGAGAAAUGUGAAGAUGACGUUUUUCCGUUGGCUAUGAACUACCUGGACAGAUUUUUAGCUGCAGUUCCUACGAGAAAAUGUUAUUUGCAGCUCUUAGGAGCUGUUUGUCUCUUCCUAGCUUCAAAAUUAAAAGCAUGCCAGCCGCUGUCGGCCAGGAAGCUCUGCAUGUACACAGACAACUCCAUUACAUCUCAACAACUGCUGGAGUGGGAGUUGGUGGUGCUCAGUAAAUUGAAAUGGAACCUGGCUGCCAUCACUCCUCUGGACUUUAUCGAACACAUCCUGCACAAACUGCCCUUUCACGAAGACAGACUGACGCUGAUCCGCAAGCACACGCAAACCUUCAUCGCCCUCUGCGCGACAGAUCAUAGCUUUACCAUGUACCCUCCCUCCAUGAUCGCCACAGGAUGUGUGGGGGCAGCAGUGUGUGGCCUGCAGUCCAGCCAGAGCAACCAAAGCCUGUGGGGCGACAAUCUGAUGGAGCUGCUGGCUAAAAUCACCAACACUGAGCUGGACUGCCUGAAGUCAUGUCAAGAGCAGAUCGAACAGUUACUGACCGACAGCUUGAAAGAAAGCCAACAGCAGCAUCAGCAACAGCAGCAGGAUGGCAGAGCCAGCAACAAAGGGACGCAAUCUCAAAACCUAUCCUGCACCCCCACAGACGUCCGGGACGUGAACUUAUGAUGUCACUUCCUGUUCCUAUCCAACAGAUGCAUCAGUUAUUAAUAUAUUACUGUAUUUAAGUAAUUCCACACGACUGUCACGAUCAAAUAAAACACACACGCAGGAUAUUUUUGUAAAGGAGCAAACCAGCUGCUGCUGCCGUCUGGUAACUGCAGGCGGUGGCGUUUAACAUACUUGAACUUCAACCUCGAAUUAUAAUUCAUUCAGUAAUGCGGUGAUAAUUUAUAGUAAUUAAAGGAGAUAACAGCUAUGUUGGCUAUCAUAUGCAGCCAUAUCAAUGAUUGAUAUUGUUUAAUAAUUAGAAGAACAGCAUACUAUUGUUGUAGUUAAGAAUAUUAGGCUUUUUAUCUAGUGCUGGGCAAAAAAAUUAGCCGCAUACAAAAUAAAAGUCUGUUUUGACAUAAUAUAUGUGUGUGUACUGUGCGUAUAUAAAUACACACGUGCAUGCAUAUAUUAGAGAAAAUGUUUAUUUAUAUUUAGUUGCCAAAUAUAUAUGCAUAUGUUACAAAUUAUUAAUUUAAAUACCUUUUGUGUAACAAUGUAUGUGCGUAUUACAUAUACGUAUAUAUUUAAUGCACGCACACAUACACUUAUAUAUAAAUAUAUAUAUAUAUAUAUGUCAAAACAAUUAUUUUGCAUGCGAUUAAUCACGAUUAAUCUCUAUUUUAGUUAUAUAAGAUGCAUUAGUACUUCUAUUUUUAAAUAUAAUACUAGGAUAACUCAAUAGUCAGAUCAAAUAGUUUAUCAUAGAGAUAUUACAGUAACACAGUGAUCUAAUGUGUGAUAUCAGAUAGCAUAGAAACGAUUUUACAGACGAAUGUUAUCGCAUGCAUACGCAUAUAUGAAUAUAUUAGGCCGUUUCUAUCCAUGCAUGGUGACCAGCCUAAUGAGCACACCAGUUUCAGAUGGACACUAAGUAUGUAGUGUAGGUGGAGUAAAGGUGAAGUAGACGAGGGAGGAAAGCGUUGAAUUAAAGAAUGCAGAAAGAUUUUGCACGUGAUUUAGAUUUAGUAGAUGGUUCCUGGAUAGGUUUAGUCUUUUCAGAUAGUUGUGACGAUUAAGUGGUGCUGUUUGCUCAUGUUUGAACGCCAUCAUAUUUGGGUUAGAGACAGUCUUAUGUAUGUAUGCUGGAGGGAUUUAAUCAUUUGGGAGACUUAAAUUCCUUCUUAGCAAAUGCACUUUCAGAUAUCACCUCUCGCUGGCUAUUUGUGGUAGAUUGAUGACUAUUUCUAAGGGUCUUUUCUUUUUAAGUUAUUUUUUGUUUUGGGGGCUGGUUUCCCAUGUUAGGAGUGCUUGCGGGUUAUAGUCGGUUAAUAUUACAGCAAUACAUAUAAACCAAAAACGACUGAUCUAACUGUCAGCUGCCGUAGAUGUGGGUUGACAUGCUUAGUUUAGUUUUUAUUUCUUCUUCUUUUUUUUAGUUGUGUUGAAUUCAUGUCAGCAUUAUGGAAGCUUGUUGCCAGUUUAGAUUUUUUUAUGAUGAAAAAAUAUCCCUUUUUUUUUGUUAAUAUAUUAAUUGCAAGUCAAAAUCUGUAACUUUACAUUAACUACACACUAUGAGUCAUUUAAUAAGCAUUAGCAAAUAGUGAAUUCAUUAUCUGUUAAGCAUAACUCUACACAUUAACAUAUGCUAGUAAGCAGUUUAUAACUACUGAUAC